AGUCCGCCCCUCGGUGCUUUCUCUUUCUCCUUCAUUCACUCUGCCCUAUUGCGUGAGACCCACACCGUUCUGAAACUCCGUGCAUCGCCCUGCAAACAAGAGUCAUGUCAGACAAAGGAGGAGAGAAGGCGAGACUGGUGAGGAAGGAGGAGGCGAGUCCAGCAUCACAGGCCAUUCAGAACAAAGGAGUUCCCUGUGCACCAUGUUGCCACAAGGUCGCCAUGGCGGUUCCUCCUGCAUACUCGGACCUGGGAAAAGCCGCCAAAGACAUCUUCGGCAAGGGCUAUGGCUUUGGAAUCGUGAAACUGGACCUAAAGACAAAGGCCCAGAGUGGAGUUGAGUUUUCAACCUCAGGCUCCAGUAACACAGACACAGGGAAGGCAGCAGGUAACCUGGAGACCAAGUACAAGGUGAAGGAGCUGGGCCUGAGCUUCACCCAGAAAUGGAACACAGACAACACCCUGGCCACAGAGGUCUCCAUGGAGGACCAGCUGGCUAAGGGCUUGAAGCUGGGCCUGGACAUGUCGUUUGUGCCCAACACCGGUAAGAAGAGUGCCAAGCUGAAGACUGGCUACAAGCGUGACUUCAUCAACUUGGGCUGUGACCUGGACUUUGACAUGGCCAGCCCCACGGUCCACGCUGCUGCUGUGCUGGGCUACGAGGGCUGGCUGGCCGGGUACCAGAUGGCUUUCGACACAUCCAAGUCUAAACUGGCCCAGAACAACUUUGCCUUGGGAUACAAGGCUGGGGACUUCCAGCUCCACACCAACGUUAAUGAUGGUACAGAGUUCGGCGGCUCCAUCUACCAGAAGGUGAACUGCCACCUGGAAACAGCCAUCAACCUGGCCUGGACGGCCGGCAGCAACAACACACGCUUCGGCAUCGGAGCCAAAUAUCAGCUGGACAAGGACGCUUCCCUGUCUGCCAAAGUCAAUAACGCCAGUCUAAUUGGAGUCGGCUACACACAAGCCCUCCGGCCAGGAGUGAAGCUGACUCUCUCAGCUCUGAUCGAUGCGAAAAACUUCAAUGCAGGCGGUCACAAGGUUGGCAUGGGCUUUGAGCUGGAGGCAUAAGGAUGGAGGGAAGAGAAGUGGAUGAAAGAAAAGGAAAAGAGCCUCAAUGACACCUGACACAUCUCCACCUCUGUAUGCCACACACACACACCUCCCAAGUCUUUUGGCCAUAACCCUGCAGCCCUUGGCACCCUCUGAGACCUCCAGUACUGUUGAAGCCAGUUGUUUUUUUGGGUUCACCAUCUCUCUAUCAUCUCCUUAGCAAUACCAGUACAAACCCUAUUCACCAGAUAGUAUACUACUUAUGACUACUUCAUAUAGGGCUCUGGUCCAAAGUGGUGUAAUAUAUAGUCACAAGUCAACCUUGUGUUCCACUUCCUCCCCAAAAGCAGACAUUUCUCCUUUUCUUUGUGAGAUGGGAUCGUAGGCACCUUUUUAGUAGGGUUUUAUUGUGUGGUAUAAUUUCACUUUGCCUGAGAUCAUGUAUUUCAUUUUGACUUGAAUGAGAUUGACAGACUUUGUCUAUCAAAGCCAGUAGGGACUUGUUUUGAAGGAACAAUUUAUUUUUAAAUUUCAUGUUCCCCUGUCCCAGACAUAUAUAUAUAUAUAUAUAUAUAUAUACACACACACACAUCUUUCUGUGGGCAGAUGAUCACUUUCAGUGGCAAACGAGCAUACUGGAAUAAAAUGGGUAGUUUAGAACUCUAUUCAAAAUGGGGGACUGGUUGAUUUUCUUUUUCCAAAUUCUCUUCUUGUGGUUGAGUUUUGAGAAGACAGAGGCAUGUGUGGGUAUUUUCAAAACCUGUCAUGUUUAUUUUUUUGUCUUUUCAUCUUUUAAUUCUAUCUACCACAUUAUGUUGUGUCUGUGCUUGGAAGAGGGACGGUUGUUGAUAGGUGAAACCUCAAACUGACUUUAAGGAAUAAAGAAGAUUGUCAAACA
Molecule: messenger RNA, 1953 nt
Organism: Oncorhynchus nerka (sockeye salmon)
Lineage: Eukaryota; Metazoa; Chordata; Actinopteri; Salmoniformes; Salmonidae
Product: voltage-dependent anion-selective channel protein 2-like
Exons: 10
Coding region: 105-1073 (322 amino acids)
Biological process (GO): monoatomic anion transmembrane transport
Cellular component (GO): mitochondrial outer membrane
Molecular function (GO): voltage-gated monoatomic anion channel activity
Source: RefSeq, a predicted model, not a curated record